UGAUCUUCCACCCCAGUGAGGGGAAGAGGAUGUGAUCAUGCGAUCGCCAGCCAACGGGAAAUUGUGAAAGGGACCUCACUAUAGAAAAGCAGCCCACAAGUGCCUCAGCUCUCAGAGGAGGCUGAGCUUCUGAGAGGACUUGUCUGAGAGUGGACCCAGCCUUCUGUUUGUCCAUCCAACAUGGAACCAAAGCGGAUCAGGGAGGGCUACCUGGUGAAAAAGGGGAGUGUGUUCAACACCUGGAAACCCAUGUGGGUUGUAUUGUUAGAAGAUGGAAUUGAAUUCUAUAAGAAGAAAAGUGACAAUAGCCCCAAAGGAAUGAUUCCUCUGAAAGGAAGCACUCUGACUAGUCCCUGUCAGGACUUCGGCAAAAGGAUGUUUGUGUUUAAGAUCACUACAACCAAACAGCAGGACCACUUCUUCCAGGCAGCCUUCCUGGAAGAGAGAGAUGGCUGGGUUCGAGACAUCAAGAAGGCCAUUAAGUGCAUUGAAGGAGGCCAGAAGUUUGCGAGGAAAUCCACCAGGAGAUCUAUUCGACUGCCAGAAACCGUUGACUUAGGGGCUCUGUAUUUGUCCAUGAAAGACACAGAAAAAGGAAUAAAAGAGCUGAACCUAGAGAAGGAUAAGAAGAUUUUUAAUCACUGCUUCACAGGUAACUGUGUCAUUGACUGGCUGCUCUCCAGCAAGUCUGUUCGGAAUCGCCAGGAAGGCCUCAUGAUCGCCUCCUCACUGCUCAACGAAGGGUACCUGCAGCCUGCUGGAGACCUGUCCAAGAACGCAGUGGAUGGGACUGCUGAAAACCCUUUCUUGGACAACCCUGAUGCCUUCUACUACUUUCCAGACAGUGGGUUCUUCUGUGAAGAGAAUUCCAGUGAUGAUGAUAUAAUUCUGAAAGAAGAAUUCAGAGGGGUCAUUAUCAAGCAAGGAUGUUUACUGAAGCAGGGGCAUCGGAGGAAGAACUGGAAAGUGAGGAAGUUCAUUCUGAGAGAAGACCCUGCAUAUCUGCACUACUAUGACCCAGCUGGGGGGGAAGAUCCCCUGGGAGCAAUUCAUUUGCGAGGCUGUGUGGUGACCUCAGUGGAGAGCAACCCAGAUGCUAAGAAAAGUGAAGAAGAGAACCUGUUUGAGAUCAUCACGGCUGAUGAAGUUCAUUAUUUCUUGCAAGCGGCCACCCCAAAGGAGCGCACCGAGUGGAUCAAAGCCAUCCAGGUGGCCUCCCGGACUGGGAAGUGAGGACACACCUGCAGCUCCUCCUCACCCUCCAGAGGGAACCCCCCAAAUAAGCUCGGUCCAGGAUCUAUUCACUUCUGGAGACACAUCAACAAGAAAGGGCCCAGGGCUGGGAACUUUUCACCUGCGGGCAUUCUAAAUGUAACUAACCACAUGCCAGGCGAUGUGCACCUGCACCCCACCAUAUGGCUCACUGCAGUCUCUGCUACUCUUCGUGUCCCCCAAGCAGAUAUACCAAGCUAUGUGGAGUUGGCACACAGCUUAAUCUCUCAGGCCCCUGGUUCCUCUUCUGGAAAACGAAGUGAAAGCCUUGAGGUCCUCCCUAGCUUAAAACCCCAAAGCCCCAUGAUCCUAACACCCCCCCCCCCAUCCAGCUGCUGUCCCUUCUUGACUAAGUCUUGGCCUUCAGAACCCAAAACAGCUCUUCCCUUUAUAAUCCUUGCAACCUGUACUAAGAGGACUAGGCACAAACCACGUUUGUUCUUUUCCACUUCCUUCCGUUGCCCUUGGCCACAAGAUUAUGUAUCAAAAUGAAGGAGACCUCUUUUCUUCCUCCCUCCCUCUUCCCAGAAACGUCCUGAGAGCCAGCAGUGCAGCAGUGGCUUUCAGGGUGAAG
Molecule: messenger RNA, 1846 nt
Organism: Myotis brandtii (Brandt's bat)
Lineage: Eukaryota; Metazoa; Chordata; Mammalia; Chiroptera; Vespertilionidae
Gene: PLEK
Product: pleckstrin
Exons: 9
Coding region: 181-1233 (350 amino acids)
Biological process (GO): intracellular signal transduction; actin cytoskeleton organization
Cellular component (GO): plasma membrane
Source: RefSeq, a predicted model, not a curated record